This is a messenger RNA of Trichomonas vaginalis G3, 867 nucleotides long. Its product is annotated as organellar and viral DNA polymerase type B. Lineage: Eukaryota; Parabasalia; Trichomonadida; Trichomonadidae. The transcript has a single exon. The annotation marks the transcript as partial. The record is from RefSeq and is a predicted model, not a curated record.
AUGUAUAAAAAGCUAUCUAGAUUAGACCAUGAAGAAAUUAAGAAGUUAUUGAAGAAUGCUGACAUUGAAGUUAGCAAAAGAUAUGCGACUAAUAAAUCAUCAUUAGCUAAAUACCUCAAUGAUUACAGAGGUGUAGUCACUUACGAGAAAAUUAAUGAUUACAUUAAUAACAAAACAUUUCCUUUAAAUGAUAUUCAGGUUAAUUUAUAUCAUAAACAAUCAGCACCGAAGGAAGUUAGGCAGGAAAUUCAUGAUAUGAUAAAUGUUGAUGUAGGUGAAACGAGAAAGAAGAAAAGCGAUGAAGAAAAGAAAAAUAUAGCUAUAAAAUAUGCAAAAGCAAUUGCACAAUUACGCAAAGCAAACGAAGUUAUUAAAUCUAUAAACGAUAAAGCUCUUGAUGACGAAAAAUGGUUAAAGAAGGAUGAAAAUAAUAAACGCAAAAAUGUUAAAUCAGGAAAUAGAAUCAUAGAUUUUAACAUUAAAGAACUCAAUGAAGAAAACAGAAAUUACCUACAUGAACGUUUCGGUAAAAUGUUUAUUAGGCUUCUGCAGAAGAUAAAAGUAAAUUCACAGCAAAAAUGGAUGAUUUGUUAUAAACUCGAUGGUAAAUUUACUAAUUCAACAUUGAAUAUCGAGAACAUCGGAGCUUUACUUCAUCAGUUAAAGCAAGAAAACUUUAUAACAGAGAUUGAAGCAAACACAGCCGGAAUAAUUGAAAAACAUUAUGAUUUCUUCAUGACAAAUAUUAAGAACCUCGAAGAAAUUAAAAUGUAUGAUUUAACUGAAUAUGAAGGAUUAACGAUGAGCGAUAUUAAGAAAGGUAAGCCACAGAAGAGAGAAAAAAGAGAUGAAAGCAAAUUAACAGCA